AUGCUGGAAUCAACGCUCGCCAUUUUCAAUUCCCUCGCCAAAGCCCCCGACGACCAGAACCAGGCGGACACGAUUGUUUCGCUGUGGAGGAGGCUGAAGGAAGACUUCAACACCGCCGAUCCCGACCUCACAAUCGCACGCGAUAGCUCCUUUUCGACCUUCGUCCUGCAACACGUCAAUCCUGCUCUGCUUAAUGUCGCGUUGGACGCUGAGCUGGCCGAUGACAUCGCUAAGCUCAAUCGAGACCUCCUCAAAGAGGGCCUGUAUCGCUUGGGAGCCAACCUUAAACACUUCGAAGUCUCCAAGAGCACCUUUGUGUUCCUUUUUGGCGUCUCAGUUGCUGCCAGUCGCGCCGCUCAAGACGCCUUCAAGUACCUGCGACAGACACACCCGAAAGUCACCAUUCUCGACAUCAAUCGAGCCUUCGAAUCCACCAGUCCGACCAUUACUACACAAGGUGCGCCCUUUGUCAAGGAGAGGAAACCGGUUGAUCGUCUGAAGGAGGCUCUCACUUCUCUUGACGUCAACGCCUGGAGCAAACCUCCGCGGAAGGCUGAGUCAAGAGAUUUGGCCAGGGAAGAGAACUCCGACGAUGGGAUAACGGAUGGAAAUGACAAGAAUAAGGGCACCAAUGGGAAGAAGGGCCAGGCCGGAGACCACCGACGUGCCAGCAUUGAUCUAGGCAAAGACAGCGACAGAGUCGACUUAUUCAGGGCUGGCAGUCGAGCUCCGAACCCCAGCGACGAUUCCCACGCCCCAGGCAAACGUCUCGACGAACAAGAACACAUGGAAGGUAGCGACUCAGAUCGAGAAUUGGACAAUAGUUUUCACCUUGGGGGUAACGGAGGUAACUCCUCAGAUGAAGAGGGGGAGGAAUUUGGCAUCCCGGAAAUACCAGAAACUCCUCCUGCAAAAAAUCGUAUGAACCCACAACAGUCGUUCCACAGAGACUUGUCAACCAUUGUCGAAGAGUCAACAAUAUUCUCAGAUCCCCUACCAAGUCCCACUGUCAACAAAAAGCAACACUUGCCUGUUACUGAGUCGUCAGACGUCUUCAGUAGCAACAUCACAACCCGCAGAAACCGCCGGUCGGCAUCAGUAGCGAACAUCCAAGACGAGCACCAUCCUCGCAAACGCGCCAAGUCUGACACUUCCAACGACGAAAGCUUCGAGUUCAGCCGGUGUAGCAAACAAGAACGCAAAUUCAGUCCAGAGCUUCCACGGCAUGGGCUACCAGCACAACAGCAGUCCUCUCCGUUGUUUGACCGUUCGCCGCAGAUUGGUCCUUUCGACGAAGACUCAUUCCAGUCUCCCAAGGACAUUAAUCCCCCAGCACAUUCUUCCGUUCUUUUGUCGCCAUCUAGCACUGCUUUACCGAUUCCUUCGCCUCUGGCCGAUAAAAGCAUCGCCGAGUCGCGCACCUCAGCUACCAUGGAGCCGCUGCAGACAGUUUCCGUGCAGAGAAUUGACACUACCACUUGGUUGCGGGGCGCCGAACUCCUUCACUGCAUGGGCAUGAUCCUGGAAUCUUGUGGGGAGCACUACUGGCUCCUUGUCGACUCUCUGGUCACAAGCAAAAAGGUGCCUAGCCUCGACAAGUCGACGUUUUUGGGGCUUUCUCAACCAAACACCACCGCCGUCUUACCUUUGUUCUUGGGCGGGAAUCACUGGACACUUGUCAUCUUGCGCCGCCAUGCGUCCUAUGUCGAGGCCGACUUCUACGACUCGCUACAAAAUGAUGCCCACACGAGGGAAGCACAAACGCAGCUGGAUGGCUUUUGCCGUGCAUACCUCCCGAACUUGUCCCGUCCCGCCGGUUACAUGGCUUCGAUGCCUUGCGCCCAGCAGAGCAACGCCAAUGAUUGCGGCGUACACGUUAUCGCCUUCCUCGCGUAUCUGGUAGUUCAGCGCACCGCCCCAGCCAUCAACUCGAGUUUAUGGAGGACACUCAUCACGAUCAUGACAGACACGAGCAUGGCACAGCAUGGAGAGCUUUUGAGCGCCAAGGAUCGCCACCGAGUCUUCUUCCGGUCACAAUUCCUCGAUCAUGGUGACAUGGCCCCACCCACGUCUUCCAUCCCAGCACCAGUACUGAAACCUGGCCGCGUCAGUACCUCUGAGGCAAACGACUUCGCUGCCAAGGUGGAUGAGUGGAAGAAGAACGUCGUCGCCGACGCGGCAAAUGCAAACAAGGAGCGGGCCUCAGUGUGGACGGCAGCCCAUCAACAACUCAUGCGUACAGGACAUGUGCUGCAGAACAUUGGUACCAUGGCCGCGGCUACCUUACGAACCGCCGAGGCAACAGUCCUACACAAGAAGGACGAGCACUGCCGGCGCAAACAGCUUGCCGUACAGGAAGGCGACAGCCCAGUCAGGUUGGCCGAAACCGAACAGACAAGAUGGCUGGCAGAGGCGGAGCGCGAGAUGUUGCGGGCCGAGAAGGACGCUCAGAAGCUGCGGGUGUACACGCAGAUUUGGGAGUUCAUGGCUGAAUUAGUGGAGGAGGGUCGCUGCGCCGUGGAAAGACGGCUAGACAUGGCACAAGGUGUGUGA
Colletotrichum truncatum is the source of this 2553-nucleotide messenger RNA. RefSeq names its product Ulp1 protease family protein. Gene Ontology annotation, biological process: protein deneddylation; proteolysis. The record is from RefSeq and is a predicted model, not a curated record. Gene Ontology annotation, molecular function: deNEDDylase activity; cysteine-type peptidase activity. NCBI's taxonomy places the organism in Eukaryota, Fungi, Ascomycota, Sordariomycetes, Glomerellales, Glomerellaceae.